AUGAAGACAUUAAGCCUCGUGAUAUGUGCAUUGUGCAUUUGUUACGGGCAGACUCUUGGUGCGGAGAAGAUUCCAGAAGACGCACAGAAUGCAAUUGCAAUUGAUGCAGAUGCAGGGACAAACACCACUUAUGCACAUUGGACAUUUGACAAAUCACUAGCAACACUUUAUAAUGAAACAGAGCAGGAAGAAGCUCGGCGAAACGGCAAUAUGACGUCCCCGGAGUCCCGCAAGCUUCACAUUGCAUUUACUGUGGACUAUUUCCCAGGGUACAUUGAGCGGAAGAGGCAAAGGCAGUAUGAAAUGUUGAGUGAGGCGAAAAAAACAGCACUUUUAAGCCUUGAGAGGUGUGCGGAUGCCUCUGAUGACAUGCAAUCCCUCGAGUGCUCGUCUGCACUCGGCGAAAUAUACCUAUACGGGAACCUUUCUGUUCCGCAGGUGCCAAAGAAGGCGGUCCACUACCUCGAAAAAGCUACAAAACACGCUUUGGGUGUUGAUGAAGAGGCAAAUGCUAAAAUUUCGCAUGCCCACUAUCUUCUCGGCUUUGUUUACUCAACAGGGUUGUUUGGAGAGCUUCCGGUUGAGCAGGGCAAGGCUUUGUUACACUACAAUAUUGCAGCAGAUGAGGGAGAUAUACGUGCAGCUAUGUGUUUGGGAUAUCGGUACUUUAGCGGUAAGUCGGUGAAGAAAGAUGAGGGAAUGGCGUUUUAUUACUAUUCGCGUGUUGCCCGAUGGAGCUAUGAUAUUUUGCGGGGUGUGGGGAGAGAGAAGAAAAAGAAAAAUAGUGAAGAGGUGAAGAAUGAAAUGGCGAAUGAGGAGAUGAAGAAUGAGAUGGGGAAUGAAAAGAUAAAGAAUGAGAUAAAGAAUGAGAUAAAGAAUGAAGAGAUGAAGAAUGGAAUGAAGAAUGAAGAUAGCAUCAAUGAAGAUACAAAGAAUACAAUUAACGAGAAUAAGAAGAAAGAAAAUAAAUACAUAAAUACAGACACUGACGAAUUGCAUUCUAAAAUAAAUAAAAACAUCAACCUCCAAAACGCAUAUGACGACUGGGUGCUCGCACCAAAUACGGAAAGUUUUGCGAUGCACUUGAGCGAUUUUAGUGAUGGCAUGUACGGCAAGUGGGCAAGCGAGGCGAAUCCAAAACCUGCCGCGAUGGGCACAGAAAGCGGUGCAGGGAUGUACAGUGGGCAACAACAAGAGCAGCAACAGGCAGCAGCAGGAAUUGGAUAUGCAGGAAGUGGGUUUGAAUUUUUCGCGGAUGGCGAGGACGACCCGAAAAUGCAGCGGGUCAGCGAGUUGUACAGCCGGUACCGGAGCUACUACAAGGGUGGGAUGCUUUCGCGGCCGAGAAACUACACGCGGGCAUUUGAAAAUGCGAAGGAGUGCGCGCGGGAGAGUCUUGAGUUACCGCUAGUGCGGUACGUGAUGGGUGGGCAGCCCGCGGAAGGCGGCCCGGAAAUCGAGGUGGCCUGGAAAUGCACCUAUGCGGUGGGCCACAUGCUUCUGCGCGGGGAGGGCGUGAGCCAGGACUUCGUGCGGGCACGGAAGUGGCUACGGACGGCGUGGGCGUUGUGCGGGCGGCGGGAUGCAGCGGUCGGGGCCGAUCUCGGCCUUCUGUACCAGUACGGGCUCGGGAUGUCCGAAACCGGUGCCGACGUGGUACGGGCUGGGAAGAUCUACCAGGCGUUUGCGGCCGGCGCAGCAACCCCUGCGAUCGAGUACCAGUGGGGGCGGCUUUUAGCACGGGGCGGCGACCCUGUGGCGGGCUGGCGCCUCAUGACGCUCGCCGGCUACCAGGGGUACCUCCCUGCGCUAUGGGCCGUGGUGGAUGCGUACGAAUCGGGCAAUGCGCCAGGGGUAGAUGCGGCGCUGGCCCUCCGCUACGCGAAGCGGUUCUGUGAGUCGGCGGAGGCGCUCGUGACGGACCUGCGCUGGGCGUUCCGCGCAAUCACGCACGGCGACAACACGGGUGCGCUGAUGGCGUACGGGCAAGCGGCCGAGGAGGGAUUCGAGAGCGCGCAGGCCUCCGUCGCGUACAUGCUGUACCCAUCGACGGCGCACCUCGACACGCCGCCCGAUGUGCCCCCGGGCCGGUUCCUGGCGGCUGCGGAUCUCUACGGGGAGUCUGCGCGCCAGGGUAACCUGGACUCGCUGGUUUUCCUCGGCGACCUGCACGCCCGCGGCCUGCGCGCCUCGUCGGGCAACGUUUCCGCUAGCCCGGACCGCGCAGUCAGCCUCUACCGGGAGGCCGCCGGAAAGGGAUCGCACCAGGCCUCGUACAAUCUCGGGCUCGCAUACGAGUCCGGACUCGGAGUUCCCCUCGACUUGUACCUCGCCAAGAGAUAUUACGACAAGGCACUCCGUCUUUUGCCCGAUGCGUACCUCCCCGUGCAGCUGGCCCUUUUCCGACUUCGGCUUAAGCUGUGGUGGUUCCGGUUCACGGGUGUCAGCUCGGGCUCCUCGCAGGAGCAGGAGGGCCUCCCGCGGCGCACCUGGCACGAGCUGCUGGGCUUGUACCGACGGCUCCGGCAGCACCAGGUGCCCUUUUCCGAAAUAAACGUGGGGGUCGACGGGGCUCUGCGGGGAGGCGAGGUGCGAGAAAAUCUCGGUGAGAAUUUGGGGGGCGAGUUGGCCGCGAACGUGGGCGAAAAUUUGGGUGACCAGCUGGGGGAUGAGGACGUUGUUGGAAAAGAGGAUCUUAUAUUUUCAGGAAUUUUUUUGGCCUUCAUCACGUUUACUAUAGUUGCUCGCUGGAGGGCACAGAGGCGGAGAAAUGGGGAAAAUGGAGAUGGAGAUGGGAACGAAAAUGGAAACCAAAAUCCUAACCAAAAUCCUAACCAAAAUCCUAACCAAAAUCCUAACCAAAAUCCUAACCCCCCUGCUUUCCAAUUCAACUUCAUGGUCAUCCCCUUGUAG
Molecule: messenger RNA, 2913 nt
Organism: Brettanomyces bruxellensis
Lineage: Eukaryota; Fungi; Ascomycota; Pichiomycetes; Pichiales; Pichiaceae
Exons: 1
Coding region: 1-2913 (970 amino acids)
Molecular function (GO): protein binding
Source: RefSeq, a predicted model, not a curated record